Messenger RNA from Schistocerca cancellata (South American locust), 359 nucleotides. Its product is annotated as rap guanine nucleotide exchange factor 4-like. The transcript has 4 exons. Lineage: Eukaryota; Metazoa; Arthropoda; Insecta; Orthoptera; Acrididae. The record is from RefSeq and is a predicted model, not a curated record. The coding region runs from base 18 to 359 and encodes 113 amino acids.
CGGUGACGCUGUGCAGCAUGGGUGUGGGGGCGACCUUCGGCGAGUCCGUACUGUGGGACGCGCCGCGGGAGGCCACCGUGGUGACGCGCUCCACCUGCGAGCUGCUGAGAGUCGAGCAGCGCGACUUCAGGCUCAUCUGGGAGAAGAACAAGGAUUUGAUGGGAGAUCUUGUCAACAGCAAUAAAUUAAAAAAUGGGUUCGGGCCGGGCAUCAGCAAGACGCCGCCCCCGCAGCCGCAGUCGCCGCCCCCGGCCGCCUCCCGCCGCCCCCAGAGCCCUCCUGCUCCCAACGCUAGCGGCCCCAUCACAGAGCACCUGGGCCAUGUUCCAGCCUUCACUCAGGAAGGAGAAAUUAGUUAG